Molecule: messenger RNA, 801 nt
Organism: Lasiodiplodia theobromae
Lineage: Eukaryota; Fungi; Ascomycota; Dothideomycetes; Botryosphaeriales; Botryosphaeriaceae
Product: Glycosyl transferase
Exons: 2
Coding region: 1-801 (266 amino acids)
Source: RefSeq, a predicted model, not a curated record
AUGGCACUUCGAGGUCUACUCGCACUUGCGCUCGGGCUGCUGGCCGCAUCGCCCGCCCGGGCGGCCAGCAGCUCGAUCACACCCACCAAGAACUACAUCGACACCAUAUCGGGCUACAUAGAGCUAUCCACAUGCGCCGAAGGAGUUCUUAGCACCGUGGUCAGGGCGCAACAGAGCGGAUGCGGUGACAACCAAGCCUUGACGAGCUACACAUGUUUCUGCACGGAUUCCAGCAGCUACUUCAGACGAAUGAUCUCCACAGAGGUCACCAACUCAUGUGGUAGUGCUGGAACAGAACAGGCAUCAAGCGCAGUCGAAAUCUUCGACGGCUAUUGCGCCCUUGGCGUUGAACACGGCUUGUCGACCACCUCUUCUGCACAAUCCGCAACGGGAACUGCCUCGCCAGCUGCUGGUGCAGCAUCGACGCUGGUCACCUCGACGACCUCGGGCUCGGCGGCGUCUGCCACGGCGGCAUCUGCCAGCUCUUCCAAUUCCGAUUCGUCGGACAACACGCGGACUACGGCUAUCGCUGCAGGUGUCGCAGUACCAGUCGGCGUCAUUGGGCUCGCGCUCGUUGGAUACCUGUUCUACCGCAAACACGUCUCUACGAAGAUGCAGCAGCAGCAGUUGCCCGUAGCCUCGCCUCCAGCCGAACUGAGCGUCCCGUCGGAGAAGAACUAUCCGCCACAGGAGCUGUCGCCUCAAAGCGUGCAAGAACUGCCUUACCAAACACGCGAAUUCCAUGAAUUGGACGGGAAUGCCAGGCAUGAGGCCGAAUCGGACGCGGUGAAACGCGGCUGA